This is a messenger RNA of Emys orbicularis (European pond turtle), 813 nucleotides long. It is a transcript of the gene LBX1, whose product is annotated as ladybird homeobox 1. The transcript is spliced from 2 exons. Lineage: Eukaryota; Metazoa; Chordata; Testudines; Emydidae. The record is from RefSeq and is a predicted model, not a curated record. The coding region runs from base 1 to 813 and encodes 270 amino acids. Gene Ontology annotation, cellular component: nucleus. Gene Ontology annotation, biological process: regulation of transcription by RNA polymerase II. Gene Ontology annotation, molecular function: DNA-binding transcription factor activity, RNA polymerase II-specific; sequence-specific double-stranded DNA binding.
AUGACUUCCAAAGAAGAAGCCAAGGCUUCCUCGGUGGAGGAGAGAAGAAGGAGCCCCCUGGAUCAACUACCCCCUCCUGCCAAUUCCAACAAGCCUCUGACCCCCUUCAGCAUAGAGGACAUUCUGAACAAGCCGGCCGUCAGGCGAAGUUACACCAUCUGCGGGACAGCGCACCUCCUCUCCAGCACCGACAAGCACCCGCCAGCCGGCCUGCCCCUCUCCAGCCGGGCGCUCCUCUCCCAAACCUCCCCGCUCUGUGCCCUGGAGGAACUGGCCAGCAAAACCUUCAAAGGGCUGGAAGUCAGCGUCCUGCAGGCAGCUGAAGGAAGGGAUGGGAUGACUAUUUUUGGCCAGAGACAAACUCCCAAGAAAAGGAGGAAGUCUAGAACCGCCUUUACAAACCACCAGAUCUACGAACUGGAAAAGAGGUUUUUGUAUCAGAAAUACCUCUCCCCAGCCGACCGAGACCAAAUCGCCCAGCAGCUGGGGCUGACCAACGCCCAGGUGAUCACCUGGUUUCAGAACCGCCGAGCCAAACUCAAAAGAGACCUGGAGGAGAUGAAAGCAGAUGUGGAAUCUGCCAAGAAACUGGGGCCCAGCGCCCAGGUGGAUAUUGUUAGCAUUUCAGAGCUGGAGCCGAAUUCGGAAGGGAGGGGGAAAUCGCGUUCUCUUUCUCCAACUCUACCCAAACAUGGACUGGAGACCGCCAGCCACCUUCAGCUAGCUCCUGAAUCCCCUCUCACAGACCAACCCAACAGCAGUAAGGACUGCUCAGAGGAUGAAGAAGAUGUGGAAAUUGACGUUGAUGACUGA